GGGUUUCGGCGUUUCUGUCUUUGGUUGCUUUUGGACGCUAGGAUCUGAUUCCAGACAUGGUAGGAUUCGACGUUGGCGCCGUUCCUUUCAAUCCGGACGGUUGGGGGCCGCCGGAAUCUUCAUCUCCUCUCCUUGCAAAUCACCCCAGUAAUGUCCCGUUCGCACCAUUUUCUCGCUCCGAUAAGCUCGGCCGGAUCGCCGACUGGACUCGCAACUACAACAAUCCGGGCAGGAACGCAGGAAACCCUCGCAGCGCCGCCGACUCCGUUUUCGACUUCACCGGCGACGAGUCCUUCGGCGGCCUCGCGGCCGACGAGGACUCCUCCUUCCGCCUCGUCGACGGCAAACCGCCGCCGCGGCCCAAGUUCGGCCCUAAAUGGCGGUUCCAGCAGCAGCGCCACCACCAGCUGCCGCAGCGGCGGGAUGAGGAAGUAGAGGCCAAAAAGCGCGAGGCAGAGAAAGAACGCGCUCGCCGCGACCGCCUCUACCACAUGAACCGCUCCGGCGGCAACGCGCUUCGGCGCGAGGCGGCGGUGUUCAAGUCCUCCGUCGACAUCCAGCCCGAGUGGAACAUGCUCGAUCAAAUUCCAUUCUCAACAUUCACCAAACUGUCGUUCUCGGUUCCGGAACCCGAGGAUCUCCUCUUGUGCGGCGGGCUCGAGUUCUACGAUCGGUCCUACGAUCGCAUCACGCCGAAGAACGCUCGCCCACUUGAGCGGUUCAAGAAUCGGAACUUCUUCAAAGUUACAACCUCCGAUGAUCCGGUCAUUCGCCGACUAGCCAACGAGGACAAGGCCACGGUUUUUGCUACAGACUCGAUUCUGUCUACUCUUAUGUGCGCUCCGAGGUCGGUUUACUCUUGGGAUAUUGUAAUCCAGCGAGUUGGGAACAAGUUGUUCUUUGACAAGAGAGACGGAUCGCAGUUAGAUUUGCUUGCUGUUCACGAGACUUCCCAAGAGCCGUUGCCCGAGGCUAAAGACGAUAUAAACUCCGCCUACUCAUUGAGCGUUGAGGCUGCGUAUAUCAACCAGAAUUUUUCGCAGCAGGUUCUGAUUAGAGAUGGGAAUAAGGUGGCAUUCGAAGAGCCGAACCCGUUUGCGAAUGAGGGCGAAGAGGUGGCAUCCGUUGCUUAUAGAUAUCGUCGCUGGAAGCUUGACGAUGAUAUGUACCUCGUAGCCAGGUGCGAGGUUCAAAGUGUAGCAGAGGUUAACAGUCAGAGGUCGUUCCUCACGCAAAAUGCACUAAAUGAGUUUGAUCCCAAGUAUUCUGGUGUUGAUUGGAGGCAGAAGUUGGAGACCCAGAGAGGUGCGGUAUUGGCUACGGAGUUGAAGAACAAUGCCAACAAGUUGGCUAAAUGGACCGCCCAGGCUCUUUUGGCUAGUGCAGAUAUGAUGAAAUUGGGUUAUGUUUCACGAGUUCAUCCUCGUGAUCACUUCAACCAUGUCAUAUUGGCUGUAGUUGGAUAUAAGCCAAGAGAUUUUGCAGCACAGAUCAAUUUGAAUACUGCGAAUAUGUGGGGUAUUGUAAAGUCCAUUGUGGACUUGUGCAUGAAGUUGAAUGAAGGGAAGUAUGUGCUUGUGAAGGAUCCAUCGAAGCCCCAGGUGAGGAUUUACGAGGUCCCUGCAGAUGCAUUCGAGAAUGAUUAUGUGGAGGAACAAUUACCGGAGGAGGAACAAGCCCAACCACCUGCAGAGGAUGCAGAAGGUGGGGAGGCAAACGCAGUCACAAAUGAUGUGGAAGACAAAGAGAUUAAGAUUGAGUCUUGAAAGGAAAAAUAAGUAGCUGCAGCGAGGCAUAGAGAUAAUCUGGAGGGUCCCCUGUUUUGGACUGUUGUCCCUAUUUGUAGUAGUUUUGUCUUUUUAAUUUCUUGACCAUCAAGUGCCCAUUCCACUGGGUUUUUUUUUUUUUUUUUUUUUUGUGGGUAAUUUUUAAGUAUAAUAUAAUACUUCCUUAACUUGAA
Diospyros lotus (date-plum) is the source of this 1960-nucleotide messenger RNA. Its product is annotated as eukaryotic translation initiation factor 3 subunit D-like. Bases 57 to 1766 code for a protein of 569 amino acids. Gene Ontology annotation, cellular component: cytoplasm; eukaryotic translation initiation factor 3 complex. Gene Ontology annotation, molecular function: translation initiation factor activity. The record is from RefSeq and is a predicted model, not a curated record. Lineage: Eukaryota; Viridiplantae; Streptophyta; Magnoliopsida; Ericales; Ebenaceae. Gene Ontology annotation, biological process: translational initiation. The transcript has 2 exons.